GUGCUGUUUAACUGAACAAUAAUAAGAGCUAAGAGGAAGCUACUGUCACUACUGUACGGAUGUUCUGGCUUCAUAUAGGAUGCUCAUCUGCUCAUAUGUCAAAGGUAAAAAAGAACCCUCUGGAAUCAGGCCUUUGAGAAGCUGAUGGUCCCGUUUCCAAGAUGCCCUACCACUGCGUGGCUUAUGGAUGUGGCAAAACUGUAGAAGAUGGGGUGACCUUGUUUAAGUUCCCAAAGGAUCCAGAUGAGUUUCGGAAAUGGGAGAAACAAGUUCAGAGGACCCGCGUGAAGUGGGCGGCCACGCAUUUCUCCCACCUCUGCAGCGAUCACUUCGGCAAAGAGUACUUUGAGGGGAAGCUGCCAUCAGGAGCUCUGAAGCUGAGGCCCGGAGCAGCUCCCACGGUGUUUGUCCGUCCACACUGCUCCCUCUGCAGCGGAGUGGGCUGCAGAAAGUGCCUGCCUUCCAUCCAGCACUGCACCAACUCCACAGAGCGCAGGGAUACUGAAGAAAGCAAGGAAAAGGAGGCUGAAGAUGAAAACAUUGGUAAAGAGGAAAGUUUGCCAAAAGGAAGGAGGAUCUCCAGGGGAAAGCAGAGAGGCGAUGAACCACUGAUUUGUGAGAUGUGUGGAGUGACAGGAAGUUUCAACACCUUCUUCUCAAAAUCAAAACGUUUCUGCAGCUUAUCCUGUUCUCGUUCCUUUUCCUCAAACUCCAAGAAGUCCUCCAUACUGGCACGCCUGCAGGGUCGACCUCCCUCAAAAAAAGCUACAGUGCUCAACAAGAUGAUAGCCAAAGCCUCCUCUGCAGCUGCAGGAGCAGAAGCUGCUGCAACGUUUGACUGGGGCUCCUAUCUGAAGAGAGAGGCGGCCAUGGCUGCACCCGUCCCCUGUUUCGCACAUGCUCCUCUGAGCUCAGAUUGGGAUGAUGUGGUUGUUGGGAUGAAGGUAGAGGUCCUCAACACCAACUCUGUCCUUUCCAAUAAAGUCUACUGGAUAGCCUCUGUUAUUCAGAUUGCAGGAUACAAGGCGCUGCUCAGAUAUGAAGGCUACCAACAUGACAGCAGCCAUGACUUCUGGUGUAGCCUUGUUUCUGGAGAGCUGAACCCGAUCGGCUGGUGCUCCAUGACCAGCAAGCUGCUGGUGCCGCCGCAGGAUGUGACAAACAUCUCGGACUGGAAAUCAUAUCUGAUGAAGAAGCUGGUGGGAUCCACCACUCUACCCGUUGACUUCUAUGCAAAGCUGGCAGAGAGCAUGAAGUGUCCGUUCAGGGUGGGCAUGCGCUUGGAGGUGGUGGAUCCUAAACACCUGAGUCGGACCAGAGUGGCCGUGGUGGACUCUGUUAUCGGUGGCCGUCUCCGGCUGCUGAUUGGGAACCAAAGCGACGUCCAUGAAAACGCCGUCUUCGACUUCUGGUGCCACAUGUGCAGUCCUCUGGUCCACCCUCUGGGCUGGUCCAAGACGGUGGGUCAUGCAAUUAAAGAAUCCGAAAGAAAGGAGAACAUGGAGCGGAGAUACCAUCCUACUUUCAGAAAGUUAAAGUGUUGACUUGCUUCUGUCCCACAUUUAUUUUUAAAGCCCAGGUACGUCUACAUGGGGAAGAGCUUCUUCGAGGAAGGAAUGAAGCUGGAAGCCAUCGAUCCUCUAAACCUGGGAAACAUCUGCGUCGCCACUGUUCACAAGGUGCUGCUGGACGGCUACCUCAUGGUGGGCAUCGAUGGGAUGAAGAACGGAGCUGAUUGGUUCUGCUACCACGCUUCCUCCCACGCCAUUCUACCCAUUAACUUCUGUAAAAGGAACAACAUCACGCUCACUGUUCCUCCAGGUUCUGAUCCUCAGACUUUUACCUGGGAAAAAUAUCUGCAACUGACUAAAGCCAAAGCUGCACCAGCGUGGCUCUUUAAUACUGACAACCCGGGUCACGGUUUCUCCCCCAACAUGAAGCUGGAAGCGGUGGACCUGAUGGAGCCGCGGCUGGUGUGCGUGGCCACCGUGAGGCGCUGCGUGGGUCGCCUUCUGCUGAUCCACUUUGACGGCUGGGACAACGAGUUCGACCAGUGGAUCGACCACCAGUCCCCCGAUAUCUACCCUGUAGGAUGGUGUGAGCUGGUGGGGUACCAGCUGCAGCCUCCUCCUGGACUCGUAUUGCCUGAAAACCAGGUGGCACGGUACAAGAAACCCAAGCCCAUGGUGCACGGCAGAAAGAGAAAGAGGAAAUUUAGGAAGCGGCUGUCCCAGGAACAAGCUGACAUCACUGCUAACAAACAGCCAGAAUGUGUUGAAAGUAGCAAGCCUGAAGCCCCCCCGAUCAAAACCGAACCGCAGGAACAGGAGAUUGCUCCAGUUAAGGUGAAAGUGGAGGAGAUAGAUGGCCCUAUUGAGACCCCCCCCAGGCCCCAGCCAGCCUUACCAUGGAGGGUGAAGAAGGAGGAGGCAGAGCAGCAGGUAGAGCCGAGACCGGGUGGGAUGACACGGCUGAGCGGAGACCAUCAGAGCGAAAACAAAAUGGAGAAUCCAGACUGGAAGGACAGGAGCCGAGACAAUGACAGCAGCUUGGAUGAGACGUGGGAGACCAACAGUGAGGACACUGCAGGAGAAGCUGAAGACAUGGACCUAUGAGAUCUGUUUUCAGGCUCCAUGACAGUAACGGACAAUAAAAAGGACGAGUCUGGAUUCAUUAUGGUAAAUUAUUCUCA
Molecule: messenger RNA, 2692 nt
Organism: Cyprinodon variegatus (sheepshead minnow)
Lineage: Eukaryota; Metazoa; Chordata; Actinopteri; Cyprinodontiformes; Cyprinodontidae
Gene: l3mbtl2
Product: lethal(3)malignant brain tumor-like protein 2
Exons: 20
Biological process (GO): regulation of DNA-templated transcription
Cellular component (GO): nucleus
Molecular function (GO): zinc ion binding
Source: RefSeq, a predicted model, not a curated record